GUACUUGGUAUUGUAAUUUGUAAGGAAAGAAAUAAAUAAAAAUCGUAAAAUAAAUAAUAAACCGUUCCAUUCCUCCGGCCCGUCGCGCGCUCUGGAACCAUAAAUCUCCGUCUUACUCUCAAACUCAAAACUCAAAUUCCAGAAACACAAUCUCUAUCCUUCUCAUUUUUCACUUUCACUUUUAGUUUCUCCAAAAACAUUCCUUUUUUUUGUUUAUUUAUCCCCUAAAAGCUUGUCUUCUAAUCUUCCCCCUUAAUUGAAACCAUAAAAACAAUUUUUUGGGUUUAGGGUUUGGAGGAGAGAUGGGCAAUUGGAGACAUCGACGACCCCGACGAUUUGACCGCCAAGAUAUAGCUCCUAAAUAUCCUCCUUCCUACCAUGUCCCUGAAUCUUCUUUUUCUGAGUUUUCUAAUGAUGGUGUGCCUUUGUGGGAAAAGAAAUUCUGCACUCUAGUUGGUAAAGUUUCGUGGCGGAAGAUAGUGGAUGCCAAGAACUUCACUAGCCACAACAAUAAUGUGCUCAACUGGGAUGAUUCAGCUGGAGAAGAAGCAUUUCGUAAUGCAAAAAGCCAGUAUUGGGCAAAAAUCAAUGGCUUCUCAUGUGACAUUUCUGCUCCUGAUCCGAAUGCUUAUAUCGAAGAAAUAAAUUGGAAUCCUUAUAUUGACCCUGAAUUAAUAAGGGAAUUAGAACGAGAAUAUUUUGCUCCCCCCACUGAGGUAGAAGAAGAUAGCGUGGUAGAGCAUGAAAACAAGAUAACAAGGAACCUUUCAUCUGCUCCAACAGAAGAGUGUAACACGAUCCCCUCUAAGGUUGAUGAUAAUCCUUGGGAAAGUAACAAUGUUACUCAGGGUAGUUCAAAGGAUUUUAUAAGCUGGGGCCAUUUGGUUCUUAAAGUUGAUGACGCAAGGAGUGGUAAUAAUCCUUGGGAGAGUAGCAUUACUCAGGGAAAUGAAAGUGGAAAGCAUAACUCAUGGGGGGAUUAUGGGUCUAGAGAUUGGAAUACUGGAAAUAAUUCUUGGGGUCAUAACUAUAAAGGCAUUGACUCGAAGAUGGAUGAUGGAUGGGGAGACUUCAAACGAACUUCAUGGGGAAGGAACCGACAAGAUGCUAAGGAGUUGCCGAAUAGGAAUAAUUCAUGGGAACGUAGCUAUGUUCAGCAUAAUGCAGGUUGUGAUGGAAAUUCAUGGGGUCGGAAAGCAGGGGGUAAUCAUGAUGUUGGAUCAAGAAAGUUGGACUACAAAAGUAGCAGCAGCGGGGGAGCAUGGCAUUCUGGUUCCCGGAAGAGGGAAGGUUCUCACCAGUAUACACCUGGCUACAAAAGCUCCAGGUUUCAACAGGAUGAUAAUCAAGCAAAUCAUUACUGGAGGAACACAAAAUCUAACAAGAGGGUUAGCUUUGUGCGCGAGUAGCCGUUUUUGCUGGCUAAUUUUUUUUUUGUUUGAAGAUUCUCCAUCCAUCAAGCCAUGAACAUCUUUUACUUCACUUUUUGUCUCAUAAGUAGGGGAUGGUGGUUCCUUUUUGUGCAAUUGGUGCCACAGCAUAGAGCAUACCAGAUAAUAGUGAACCUUCCCCUGAUUUUUCAGAAGAGUCUGGGAAGUUCAUACAUAUACCUUGUGAUCCAUAUAGACAUUUUUGUUUUGGUCCAUAAUUAUGUCCAUGAGACAAAGCUCUGCCAAUAGAAGUGUUAUUUUGUUAUUAAUUUACUGGUUACACUUACACAACAGUGUUAUUUUGUUGUUAA
This is a messenger RNA of Gossypium raimondii (Peruvian cotton), 1741 nucleotides long. RefSeq lists its product as uncharacterized. NCBI's taxonomy places the organism in Eukaryota, Viridiplantae, Streptophyta, Magnoliopsida, Malvales, Malvaceae. The record is from RefSeq and is a predicted model, not a curated record. The transcript has 2 exons. The coding region runs from base 303 to 1409 and encodes 368 amino acids.